Molecule: messenger RNA, 1362 nt
Organism: Exophiala dermatitidis NIH/UT8656
Lineage: Eukaryota; Fungi; Ascomycota; Eurotiomycetes; Chaetothyriales; Herpotrichiellaceae
Product: 3-carboxy-cis,cis-muconate cycloisomerase
Exons: 2
Coding region: 1-1362 (453 amino acids)
Molecular function (GO): catalytic activity
Source: RefSeq, a predicted model, not a curated record
AUGGCAGUCUCAGCAUUAGACUCCCGAGUCUUUCGGGGCCUCUUCGGGACAGAAGAAAUAAGACAAGUCUUUUCUGAUGAAGCCUACGUGCGCCAAAUGAUAGAAGUGGAAGCUGCAUUGGCACGGGCCCAGUCGACAGUGGGAGUGAUCCCAGCCGAAGCCGGCCAAGCCAUUACGGACUCACUAAGCAAUGCAUAUAUUGAUUUCGAGAGAUUAUCUAACGAGACGGAGAUUGUGGGCUAUCCUGUGCUCCCUCUCGUCCGCCAACUGGUCAUGCAAACCCCUGAGGACAUGGCAAAGUACAUCCACUGGGGCGCGACUACACAGGAUAUUCAAGACACGGCGACUAUGCUUCAAAUGCGCCGUGGACUACAAAUCAUCGAGCGCAAACUGGAUGAACUAUGUCUCAUCCUGAGGCGUCUUGCAGAGGUGUACAAGGACACGCCAAUGGCAGGGCGCACUCACCUACAGCACGCUUUGCCCUGCACGUUCGGAUACAAAUGCGCCGUGUAUUUGUCCGGCAUCAUCAGGCAUAUCGAGCGUCUCCAGUCAAUCCAGGGCCGUUGUCUGUUAGUUCAGUUCGGCGGUGCGGCGGGCACGCUGGCCUCGCUAGGUUCGGACAACAAGGGUUUGUUAGUGAGAGAGCAACUGGCACAGGAGCUCGUUCUGGGAAAUCCCACCGUCACCUGGCAUGUCGCGCGUGACAACAUUGCGGAAAUCGUCAAUUUUCUCGCUCUCGUGGGCGGAUCUUUGGGAAAGAUUGCCUACGACUUGAUCCUGAUGUCUUCGAACGAGCUGGCUGAGGUGUCGGAGCCGUUUGUUCCGCAUCGAGGAGCUUCCUCCACCAUGCCUCAGAAGCGCAAUCCGAUCUCCAGUGAGGUUAUUCUCGCGGCUUCAAAACUGCUCCGUUCGAACGCGGGCCUCGUGCUGGACGCCAUGGUGUCCGAUUUCGAACGAGCGUCUGGCCCCUGGCAUCUCGAGUGGGUGGCGGUCCCAGAAGCUUUUGUGCUGGCUGUCGGCGCAUUGCAUCAGACAAACUUUGCCAUGGGAGGCCUUGUUGUCCAUGCAGACUCAAUGAGGCGCAACCUUGCCUCGACAAAGGGACUUAUUGUGGGCGAGGCGGUGAUGAUGGGCCUGGCUCCAUUCGUAGGCCGCCAACAAGCGCAUGAUAUUGUGUACGAGGCGUGUAAACAGGCGAUUGAGACAAAUCGAGCUCUGUUCGAUGUCCUCAACAACUGGCCAGCCGUGACGGAACAUAUAAGUGGAGAAAAGUUGAAGGAGCUUUGUGACCCGGUCAACUACCUUGGAGCAAGCCAGAUCAUGGUUGAUGAUGUGUUGAAAUCAUUUCCGCAACAGCCAUAG